AUGGCCAGGUCUGCUGCCCUGCUCCUCCUGCUCGCUCUGGGACUCUGCUGCCCUGGGAUUCACGGGCAAAGAUAUGAGCUGACGGUCAGGUUUCGCAACAGCAUCACACACCUCCAGCUGGGACAGAGGCUGGAGAUGGAGUGCCAGACUGACAGGGACAGUGGCACAUUCUGGAUCCGCCAGGACAAGGCUGGGACCCUUCACUUCAUUGUCUUCAUCUCUUCCCUGUCCCGAGUCACCUUUGAGGGCAAUCAGAAGACAUCCCCACGCUUCGAGGCAAGCAGAGACAACAGCUUCUAUCGGUUGGUAGUGAAAUCUUUCACACCACAGGACCAGGGGAAAUAUUUCUGCCUCAUGAUCAACAACCAAAUGAUGUACUUCAGCCCUGGCCAGCCUGUCUUCUUCCCAGUCACCACCACACCAGAACCCAUGGCACCAGAACCCACCACCCAGCGUGGCAUCACUGAAAAGGACCCCUACCUGAAGACCCCGGAUCCAGAUUCCAGCAUGGAGAAGAAGCUGAUGAUGUUCUGUGAUAUCAUGAUCUGGGCUCCCUUGGCAGCCUCCUGCCUCCUGCUCCUCAUUGCCCUCACCAUCACCAUCGUUCUGUGUCAACAAACGAGAAGACGAAGAUGCAGGUGUAAGAGACCUGCGAAUGGGAAGCCCCACACAAAACCCAUCAUGCCAAGCCCACAU
This is a messenger RNA of Acanthisitta chloris (rifleman), 696 nucleotides long. It is a transcript of the gene CD8A, whose product is annotated as CD8a molecule. The transcript has 6 exons. The record is from RefSeq and is a predicted model, not a curated record. NCBI's taxonomy places the organism in Eukaryota, Metazoa, Chordata, Aves, Passeriformes, Acanthisittidae. The annotation marks the transcript as partial.